AUGACCCCUUUUCAGCUCGUAUACGGUAAAGCCUGUCAUAUGCCAGUUGAGUUGGAACAUAAGGCAUUAUGGGCUAUCAAGGCAUUGAACUACGACCUCAAGUCGGCCUCAGAGAAGCGCGUCUUACAACUCCACCAUCUCGAGGAAAUUCGUCUCGACGCCUACGAGAAUGCAAAAAUCUACAAGGAACGCACCAAGCGAUGGCACGACCGCCACAUCAUUCAUCGCUCCUUCCAGGUAAAUGAUCGUGUCCUUGUCUUCAAUUCUCGUCUGAGACUAUUUCCAGGGAAGCUGAAAUCUAGGUGGUCCAGCCCGUUCACGAUAAAAAACGUUGCCGACCAUGGUGCGCUCGAACUCUGGAAUUCCGAUGGAAAACCAUUCAAGGUAAACGCCCAACGAGUGAAGCUUUACAAUCCCGAGGAUCCGACCCCCGAGAGGCACUCUUCCUCUCUCCAUCCCUCACAUCGUCUAAUCCCAUCAUGUUUUCCUUGCACUCUCACUCUCCACACAGGGUGCACCUUCACUGAGACAGCAUGA
Molecule: messenger RNA, 537 nt
Organism: Tarenaya hassleriana
Lineage: Eukaryota; Viridiplantae; Streptophyta; Magnoliopsida; Brassicales; Cleomaceae
Exons: 2
Coding region: 1-537 (178 amino acids)
Source: RefSeq, a predicted model, not a curated record